CUGAAAACUGGAAAAGUGGACAGGACACAAUCAGCAUUAGCAGCCCAACCGAGAUAAGAACCAGAAGGACUUUCUGAACCUUUGGAAAAAUCCUCAGGUCCUCCCAUCAGAAGUAAACUGCGCACAGCCAUGAGGGUUUUCAACUUGAUCUACUUGUUCCUGCUGCUCACAGCUAUUGUAACUCCGGUGUCCUCGGCCAGGCCAGAUUUUUUGAAUCUGAGGAGAAAAUAUCACAGACACCACUGCCUACACAGAAGAUGCAUGCCCCUCCACACAAGAGUUCCCUUCCCUUAAGACGCAAUGAUGUGGGUCUCACAAGGAGAAAAAUAUGAACUCCAGUGGAUGGAUCCCAGUAUCAAGACACAUAUGGACAAUGAAGUGGAAACUAAAAUCUGGGACUCCAUGAAACCACCUGUUUCAGCUCACAUUCAGCCACAAGCUAGAUGUUUGAAAUCAACUCAGGCUGAUGUUGUGGUUACACAACUUUUCAUUCGUUAAAACAAACCAAAGAAAAUUCAAACCAUGACAUGUUAGGACAGCCUGGUGGCCAAAGGAUGUGGACAUAGACCUGGAAGAUCUGUCUUAUGUUCUUCUUAUUGUGGGAGAUGAAGAGCGGCGGAGAGGAGACGAUGCAAAAGGCAAAAUCCCUGGAAAUCUUGUAAUAGUAUUCUUUUAAAAGUGUUGAUAAUGUAUGUAUGCACUUCAAAUGUUUACGAUUUUUUUAUUUUAUUUUUUUUUUUUAAAUAAAAAUAUACAAAUGUAAUUGUACUUUGCAAGAUUGUGUUUGUGUGCGUGAUAAAGUAUUAGCUGAACUGAUAAUACAGCAACUUCUAGGUUUAUAACUACAGGUUAAAAUAACAUUUAAAUGUAGGAUAUGCAGAGCCUUCUAUUUAGCUCAAAGUGCAGCCUAAAGGCCCAAGAUUAAACAAGGAUU
Molecule: messenger RNA, 934 nt
Organism: Melanotaenia boesemani (Boeseman's rainbowfish)
Lineage: Eukaryota; Metazoa; Chordata; Actinopteri; Atheriniformes; Melanotaeniidae
Gene: apela
Product: apelin receptor early endogenous ligand
Exons: 3
Coding region: 130-294 (54 amino acids)
Biological process (GO): apelin receptor signaling pathway; heart development
Molecular function (GO): apelin receptor binding
Source: RefSeq, a predicted model, not a curated record